AUGGAGAAACCGUGGCUGAUAUCGCUGUUCCUCGCCGUUCUGAUCGACGGCCAGGUGGUAGCCAAAAUUCUAACGGAAUGCGAAAUCGUGCAACAGCUCCAACAAGCUAGAAUCUCAAGGAGCGAUAUCAGCAGUUGGAUCUGUUUGAUGCAGAGCGAGAGUGGAUUGAACACGAAUUUGAUAACUGGCCCGAAGACGGCCUCCAGCUACAGUUACGGGAUCUUCCAAAUUAAUAGCGCCAAGUGGUGUUCCAGGGGACAUAGCGGAGGCAUUUGCAAAAAACGCUGCGAGGAUUUCGCGAAUGACGAUAUCAGAGACGAUAUCGCGUGCGCUAAGAAGAUUCAAAGUUUGGAAGGGUUCAAGGCGUGGGAUGGUUGGGUGAAGAAUUGCAAAAAAAAGCCUUUGCCAAAUAUACAGAAAUGCUCACGAUGAGAAGGAAUAAUACUUUGAUCGAAGCCAAUAAUAAGCCUUAAAAUAAGAUGGAUUUUCCAAAAACAUGGUAAAAUAAUUAAUAAUUAAACGUUGGACCUCGCUUGAAUUUUCAUAUAUCUCAUAUCAUAUAUUCAAUUUUGUUGAUUUUAAUAUACAAAAUAUAAUUUUGUUUGUUCCGGAAAUCCAUUGAUCCUCGAUAAAGUUAAAUAUGAGAUAGGAUGCUAUUUUCAAACCAACGAAUUAUUCAUUAUUUUUAUUUAAAAUUUUCUUAUUCAUUCUGCUAUUUUUAUUCAAUCCAUUUUAAGUACUGCGAUGAGAUUAUGGAAUUAUUCGAUUAAUAUUGUUAUUCUUACACGUAUCAUCACGUUAUUCAAUAUAAUUUAAAAAUAAUUUAGAAAUCAUAUUUGAAUGUUUAUAAAUGGGAAAAGAAGUACACACUAUGUAACACGAUAUAUCUAUGAUUUAUUAGACGUAUCAUUGAUAACGUCUUAGAAAUCACGUACCGAUACGUCUAUUUUUUAUUUCAUAUCAUCUAUUUCCACAUUUUCUAUGUAUGAAAAAUUACUACGUAUAAAAUAUAUAAUUUUAUGCUCGUAA
Molecule: messenger RNA, 1029 nt
Organism: Apis cerana (Asiatic honeybee)
Lineage: Eukaryota; Metazoa; Arthropoda; Insecta; Hymenoptera; Apidae
Product: lysozyme
Molecular function (GO): lysozyme activity
Source: RefSeq, a predicted model, not a curated record